GCGAAAUCUGCUCCCGUCGGGGCUGUGCGGAAUCGUCCCACAGCCGCUCUUCGGGGUGUGCAGCCUCAGGGCCUUCCCCGCCAAGCUCAGCAGCCGGAGGCCGGCCUGGCCUGGCGUCUUCCCGCCGUGGGGCCGGAAGGGGCGGUGUGGUAGGGGACUCGGGGCCCAGAGGAAAGACAACUCCCUCCGGGCGUGGGGCUUAAGGCGGGCCGACCCGCUCGGGGCGUGUGCGGACUGGAGAGGGGAGUAACGCCCUCUGGGUGGAAAGGUAUGAGGAGGGUCUCCUCUUGACUAGUGGAAACCGGCCCUCUAGGUAUCGGGGAGUAGGUGGAGACGACCCUUUAAGUGCGUUUUCCUAGGUUGGGGGUGGACUUACCAUUUCACGUUGAUAGGGCCGCUACUGGGCAAAGGAGCCCCCCCUUUCUGCGUAGCCCUCACACCCCUUCUACCUCCCAAAUUCGACCUUCUCAGGACUGCCCACUCCCACGAGAUAACGUCGAGAAGGAAGGUAUGACCUCCGGGCUUCCGACGGCCUGGUUCCGUGAACCAGUGACCUUUGAAGAUGUGACCCUGGGUUUUACUUCAGAGGAAUGGGGACUGCUGGACCUCGAACAGAAGUCCCUGUACAGGGAGGUGAUGCUGGAGAACUACAGGAACCUGGUCUCAGUGGAACAUCAGCUUUCCAAGCCAGAUGUGGUAUCUCAGUUAGAGGAGGAGGAAGCGCUCUGGUCGGUGGAGAGAGGAAUUCCUCAAGACACCUUUUCAGAGUAUCCUGCAGCUCAGCUGGACCCUCAAUUGGAUCCUCUUCCUGCUGGGAAUCCCCUGAUGAAGAUCAAAGUCGUUGAAGUCCUCACACUGAACCAAGAGAUAGCUCGUCCCCGAAACGCCCAGAUCCGGGCCCUCUAUGCUGAAGAUGAGGGCCUGAGCCCAGAUGUGCUCGGGGAGCCCACUCAACAGCUAGGCAAGCAUCCGGCUGACCCUGAAGCUGCGCACCAGAGGUUCCGGGGCUUUUGCUUUGAGGAAGUGGCGGGUCCCCGAGAGGCCCUGGCCCGGCUCCGGGAGCUGUGCCGCCAGUGGCUGCGGCCCGAGGCGCACUCCAAGGAGCAGAUGCUGGAGCUGCUGGUGCUGGAGCAGUUCCUGGGUGCACUGCCCAGGAAGCUCCGGAUGUGGGUGGAGUCGCAGCACCCAGAGGACUGUCAGGAGGCAGUGUCCCUGGUGGAGGAUGUAACCUGGAUAUCUGAGGAGGAAACAUUACCCGCCCAGGACCCCACCUGCUCUCUCCAGACCACAGCUCCUCAGGAAGAGGAGGAGGAGCACAUGACUACCUGGCCAGCGAAGGCACCACCUGAGGCACAGAUUGUGGCAUUACAGGAACCAGUGACCUUCCUGGAUGUGGCCGUGGACUUCAGCAAGGAAGAGUGGGGGCUGCUGGACCCGACGCAGAGGACCGAGUACCACGAUGUGAUGUUGGAAACCUUUGGACACCUGGUCUCUGUGGGGUGGGAGACUACACUGGAAAGUAAAGAGUUAACUCCAAAGUCUGACAUUCCUGAGAAAGAACCAGCCCACGACCUGAAAAUGGAAGAAUUCUCAAGGGAUGACACCUGGUCCCCUACGUCAAGAGACGUCUCACAGGGUGAGGCCCAGGAAGUCUUGGACACAGCACUGAAGCAGGUGGGGCCAACUCAGGAAGAAACCCUCCCUCAGAAAAGCUCCCCAUCCCGGGGAAACUCUAGCCUUGUCAAAAGCCAUAUCUCACUCCAGAAAACUCUCCCUAGAAAACGCUUGCGCAAGCGUGGCUCGCAGGUUAAGAAGGUGACGCGCGGUCCAUGUGUAAAAGUUCAUCAGAAGGGCCACAAAGGGGAAAAAGCCAGAGAAAAUAGUGGUUGUGGGAGAGCCUUCAGCCGGAGCGCUCAGCAGAUCACAUUCACAAGAAUCCACAAAGGGAGCCAAGUUUGCAGAUGCAGCGAAUGUGGCAAAACUUUCCGAAACCCAAGAUACUUCUCUGUACAUAAAAAAAUCCACACAGGAGAGAAGCCGUAUGUGUGUCAGGACUGUGGGAAGGCGUUCGUUCAGAGCUCCUCCCUCACACAGCAUCAGAGAGUCCACACAGGAGAGAGGCCAUUUGAGUGUCAUGAGUGUGGCCGGACCUUCAAUGACCGCUCGGCCAUCUCCCAGCACCUGCGGACUCACACCGGAGCCAAGCCCUACCAGUGCCAGGACUGCGGGAAAGCCUUCCGCCAGAGCUCCCAUCUCAUCAGGCACCAGAGAACGCACACCGGGGAGCGCCCCUACACGUGCAACAAAUGCGGAAAGGCCUUCACCCAGAGCUCACACCUCAUUGGGCAUCAGAGGACACACAGUGGGGUGAAAUGCAAGAAGAAACAGCCUACCUCAUAGCCCUCCGGCUGAGCCAGUUGAAGAGACAAUGCCUUUUCAGCCUGAUCCUGCAACGUAACACGAACAGACCUGGUUGGCAUUCAGAACUGAAUGUGAAAAGCAGCAUUGAGUGAUGAUGUUCUCAAGACCAAAGGACAACCAGGGAGACCACCCUGCACAUGAGUAAAUAAGCAAAUUGGUGGGGAGUCGUUGCUAAUGAAUAUAGGUUGGAAAAACAUUUAAUUUUUCACUCACUUGAUUUGCUAUUAUAAUUUGCAUAUUUGGUCAUUAAAAAUGAUACUAGUGAAACCUGAAAAUGCUUAUAAUGUAAGUUUGAAAAGCCAGGUACCAAAAAUUCUGUGCACUGAUAUUAUAUUUGUGGUAAAGUAUUUAUGCAUAUGGACAAGGACUAAAAGAGAACAAGGAUAAAUAAACUAUUUCUGUGAUAGAA
Messenger RNA from Leptonychotes weddellii (Weddell seal), 2830 nucleotides. NCBI's taxonomy places the organism in Eukaryota, Metazoa, Chordata, Mammalia, Carnivora, Phocidae. The record is from RefSeq and is a predicted model, not a curated record.